CUUUCUCCGCAGAGUUCCCACAGAGGAAGCCCGACGAGGGCUACAGGGACGCCGGUCAUUUUUCUGGACAUCAGCGCAGAGACUCACUGACGUGGAAUCAUGCCUCUGCGGCUGGACAUCAAGCGGAAGCUGACCGCCCGGUCAGACCGGGUGAAGAGUGCCGACCUGCACCCCACUGAGCCCUGGAUGCUGGCGAGCCUCUACAGCGGCACCGUGGUGGUCUGGAACCACGAGACGCAGAUGAUGGUGAAAACCUUUGAGCUGUGUGACCUGCCUGUCCGAGUGGCCAAGUUUGUAGCCAGGAAACACUGGGUCGUCGCUGGAGCGGAUGACAUGCAGAUCCGUGUGUUCAACUACAACACCCUGGAGCGAGUUCACAUGUUCGAGGCUCACUCCGACUACCUCCGCUGCAUCGUCGUCCACCCAACACAGCCCUACAUCCUCACCAGCAGCGACGACAUGUUGAUCAAGCUGUGGAACUGGGACAAAAAGUGGACGUGCAGUCAAGUGUUUGAGGGACACACUCACUACGUCAUGCAGAUUGUCAUCAACCCCAAAGACAACAACCAGUUUGCCAGUGCGUCUCUGGACAGAACCAUUAAGGUGUGGCAGCUGGGCUCCAGGACUCCCAACUUCACUCUGGAGGGCCAUGAAAAGGGGGUGAACUGCAUUGAUUACUACAGCGGAGGGGACAAGCCCUACCUCAUAUCAGGGGCCGACGACCGCAUGGUCAAGAUCUGGGAUUAUCAGGUACCGAAUGCACUUUCUUAUUGCUCUGUGCUCUGUAGCAGUUUAUUGUGUAUUCAUCUCCGUUCAAUUGUGACCUCUUUGUUGUUUUCCUUAGGCACCGUUCGAGUGUGGCACUCCAACACCUACCGGCUGGAGAACACGCUCAACUACGGCAUGGAGAGGGUGUGGUGUAUAAGCAGCCAGCCUGGCUCCAACAGUGUGGCUCUGGGCUACGACGAAGGCAGCAUCAUCAUCAAGCUGGGUCGGGAGGAGCCGGCCAUGUCCAUGGACGCCAGUGGGAAGGUCAUGUGGGCUCGCCACUCCGAGGUGCAGCAGGCCAACCUGAAGGCCAUGGGAGACGCCGAGAUCAGGGACGGAGAGAGGCUGCAGCUGGGCGUCAAGGACAUGGGCAGCUGUGAGAUCUUCCCCCAGACCAUCCAACACAGCCCCAACGGGAGAUUCGUCGUGGUGUGUGGAGACGGAGAGUACAUCAUCUACACCGCCAUGGCCCUGAGGAACAAGAGCUUCGGCUCGGCUCAAGAGUUCGUCUGGGCCCACGACUCCUCUCAGUAUGCCAUAAGGGAGGGCAGCAGUAGGAUCAAAAUAUUCAAGAACUUCAAAGAGAAGAAUGCUUUUAAACCUGACUUCGGGGCUGAAGGUAUCUUUGGUGGCUUCUUACUGGGCGUGAGGUCAAACAGCGGCCUGGCCUUCUACGACUGGGAGAGUUCUGAACUGAUCCGCCGUAUCGAGAUCCAGCCUAAACACAUCUUCUGGUCUGACUCUGGGGAGCUGGUGUGUAUCGGUACAGACGAGUCCUUCUUUGUGCUGCGCUACCUACCAGAGAGAGUGGCAGCGGCCCAGGAGUCCAAGGAGGAGAUAACAGAGGAUGGGAUCGAGGGCGCCUUCGAGGUGCUGGGGGAGGUCCCGGGGGUGGUGAAGACAGGGGUUUGGGUGGGAGACUGCUUCAUCUACACCAGCUCUCUGAACAGACUGAACUACUAUGUGGGAGGAGAGCUCAUUACCAUCGCUCACCUGGACAGGACCAUGUAUCUGCUGGGCUACAUCCCCAAGGACGACCGGCUCUACCUCGGAGACAAGGAGCUGAACGUCAUCAGCUACGCGCUGCUGCUGUCGGUGCUGGAGUACCAGACGGCUGUCAUGAGGAGGGACUUCAGCACGGCCGACAAGGUCCUACCCACGAUCCCCAAGGAGCAGAGGACCAGGGUGGCCAACUUUUUGGAGAAACAGGGCUUCAGACAGCAGGCCCUGGCCGUGUCCACCGACCCGGAGCACAGGUUUGAACUGGCCCUGCAUCUGGGGGAGCUCAAGAUGGCGCACCAACUGGCCCUGGAGGCAGAGUCAGAGCACAAGUGGAAGCAGCUGGCAGAGCUCGCGACCACAAAGUGCCAGUUCAGCUUGGCUCAGGAGUGCCUGCACCAGGCUCAGGAUUAUGGGGGAUUACUGCUGUUGGCCACCGCCUCGGGCAACGCCAACAUGGUGGGCAAGUUGGCCGAGGGGGCGGAGAGGGACGGGAAGACCAACGUGGCCUUUCUCACCUACUUCCUGCAGGGAAGGUUGGACAAGUGUCUGGACCUUCUCAUCGACACAGGUCGGUUGCCAGAGGCUGCAUUUCUGGCAAGGACAUAUCUGCCCAGCCAUGUGUCGAGGGUGGUGAAGCUGUGGAAGGAGAGUCUGUCCAAGGUCAACCAGAAGGCGGCAGACGCUCUGGCUGACCCCUCCCAGUACAGCAACCUGUUCCCGGGCCUCCAGCAAGCCCUGCUGGCUGAGGGGUACCUGAAGGAGACUCAUGUCGGGGUCAGGCCUGCUGCAGAAUACCCACUCGUCAUGCCAAACGAGGACCGUAAUGUUCUGGAGGAAUCUGCAGGUUUUGAGUCUAAAGGAGAGCUCACAGAGCCAGAGGGAGAGGUGGAGAGCAUGAAUGAAACCGUCAUGGUGGCAGCGGUGACGGAGGCUGCACCUGCAGAAACGGCAAUGGUGGAGGAACCCAUUCUUCUAAAACAGGAGAUCGUUGAUCCCGUUCCAGCAACAGAAGAAGAAGAAGCCAUCCCGGCAGCAGCCGCCCCUCUGCCUGUCGCAGCAACGGAAGAGCAUGUUGAACCAGAGGAAGCAGAGUCGGCGUCUUCAGAGGACGACACCUUCGUUGAGUCAGGGGAGGCUUUAAUCUCUGUAGAAGACGACGUUUUGGAGUCCACCACAGAGAUUCCCCCCGCAGAGCCCGAGAUGGUACGAUCCAGUCCCGUGGAAGAUGUCCGACCAUCAGUUGAGACAGAUGUUCAGGAGAUUUCUCCAGCGACUGAUCCUGCUGCCUGUGAGUCCGAAACACAUCUAAUCGAGACAAUGUCAGAAACCAUCACGGCAACGGAGGAGACACCAAGUGAAACCAUAUCAACAGAGUGUGUCCCGGUCAGCACUGGUCUGAUAGUUGAUACCGAUGUAACAGAAUCUAUAGCACCUGAAGGAAUGCCUGUUUAUGAAGAACAGGAAGCAGGUGCCAUCUCCUCAGAAGCACCAGCGGCGCUACCUGUAGCAGUGGAGGAGCUCAUCUCCUUCGAAAGCACGGACAGUCUGCCGCUGGACGAUCCUGUUCAAAGCCAAACUCUUCCAUAUCUGGCCCUCGAUCCGCUGCUGGACCCACUCCGAGACACGAUGCCACUGCUGAAGCCGGUCCCGGCGCAGGAACCGAAACAAGCAGAGCAAACCACAACACUCCCAGUAGAGCCGGAGGAGAACCUGGAACCUGCAGUGGUUCUAAAGCCAGAGGUUUUAUCCCCCGAAGAGGAGGCGGGUCCUAAGGAACCUGCAGAGGACCUCGACGCAGAGAUAGAUGAGAUCCUGGAUGAUCUGGAUCUGGACAAUUUUGACCUGGAAGACAUCGACACCUCAGAUGUUAACCUGGAUGAUGAUUGCUUGAGUGAAUAGGAAGAAGAACCUUUUUUCACGAGCCACACAGUUCUGUUUUUUUUCAGUGACCAAAGAACUCAAAGGGUUUCCUAAGACGAUAAGCGGUGAGACGAAAAUGCAUUUCAGUUUAAUUGACAAGCAUUUGCUUUCUCGGUUGUAGGAAUAAAUUGUUCCAAAAUUACACUUUUAUGAAUGCAGAAAUGAAGCCACAGCCUUAAUUAACCAUUGGGAAGUGUCCAGGCUGUGUUUACACUUAAAUGGGAAUAAGACAAAACAAGGUGUGUGUGUGUUGGGAAAUAUGGGAUACAUUGCAGCCAGUCAACAUAUCCUGCUCAGCCUGUUGGGGACCUUUUAUUUUUUACACUACAGAUAUAUGCUUCACCAGAUUGUUAAUGUUCACUAGUAAUACACUCUCAGUACCUCAUACCUCACAGUGAGACACCGCUGUUGAUCAGGGUGUUAUUGAAGAGUUUGAAUAUUUUUUUUUUUUGACAUUCCUGCUGAUACAAGGCUGCCUUUUUAUAAAUAGUAUGCAAUAAAAAAUGUUGCACAAGCCUGUGAUUUGGACAAAUUCCCCCUAUUCGGUUACAUGUAAUGUCUUAAAUACCUCUUUGUUGUAAUAUUUUCAUACGUUAACUUCUCAAAGCUCGUAUGAACACAGACCGCUGCUUUUAGUUUGUCGGAUGAACUUCAGUGAAAACAGUGUUUCUGUUAUAAGUGCCUUACAUGUGUGUGUGUCUUAAAGGAUGGGUGGUACUGUGGGAAAAAAUUAAAAGCUUCAAUCAAG
Messenger RNA from Anarrhichthys ocellatus (wolf-eel), 4438 nucleotides. RefSeq names its product coatomer subunit beta'. Gene Ontology annotation, molecular function: structural molecule activity; protein binding. Gene Ontology annotation, biological process: endoplasmic reticulum to Golgi vesicle-mediated transport; retrograde vesicle-mediated transport, Golgi to endoplasmic reticulum; intra-Golgi vesicle-mediated transport. Bases 100 to 3669 code for a protein of 1189 amino acids. The transcript is spliced from 21 exons. NCBI's taxonomy places the organism in Eukaryota, Metazoa, Chordata, Actinopteri, Perciformes, Anarhichadidae. The record is from RefSeq and is a predicted model, not a curated record. Gene Ontology annotation, cellular component: COPI vesicle coat.